Molecule: messenger RNA, 2067 nt
Organism: Mesocestoides corti
Lineage: Eukaryota; Metazoa; Platyhelminthes; Cestoda; Cyclophyllidea; Mesocestoididae
Source: the annotation of a GenBank genome assembly
AUGGGCCUUGCAUUUGUCCGACGUAGUGUUUCUUCCUUUUUUAAACUACCGAACCGCGAAUUUAUUGGGAUAGAGGGCGCCGGUGCUGCUGAAUUCCUGCAGGGUCUCAUGACCAAUGAUAUUCGUCUUCUAGAUCAGAGCAAAUCGUCCAUUUACGCCUUCUUUCUCAAUACAAAGGGUCGUGUGGUCUGCGAUACUCUCGUUUACAACAUCACCCACAAGGACGCUGUUGUGCCCCACUUUUUGAUCGAGUGUGAUGAUAAAAGCAAGCCGAAUCUGCUCAAGAUGUUGAAUUUUUAUAACAUCAGGAAGAAGGUACGCAUUUCGGAGGAGACGCCGGGUGUGGACGCAUUUGUGUGCGUAUGUGAACACGAAAAAGAUACAAGUGUUGUGGAUACUGAUGAUGUCCUUUUCAAUGGAGCCGACCCGCGAGCUUUUCGCCGAUGGUGCUGGAGAAUCCUUUUAAAGUCUUGCGCAACAGGCGACAUUCCUUUCGAAAUUGGCAGUCAGGAGAGCUUGCUUCCAAUUUACACUCGAGCUCGUUAUCGUCUCGCGUUGCCGGAAGGGGCGGAUGAGCUUAAAGCUUGUAAUGGCUUCCCCCUUGAGGCCAAUGCCGACCUCUGUAACGGUGUGAGCUUCUCUAAGGGCUGCUACAUCGGCCAAGAGCUGACUGCUCGGUCUCAUUUUGUUGGGGUUAUCCGACGGCGCAUCGCCCCCAUCCUCUUUGAGUCACCAGUUGAUCCAAAAAUAAUGCUUCGUGAUUCGCCAAUUUACAGGAUUGAGAAAGAGAGCAAUAAGGUCGUUGGCCAACGUCCAGUUGGUUGGGUCCGCGCCAUCGAGGCUCUGCCAUUGCCACCAACUCUGUCCCAGACACAACACGGUCUUGCCCUUCUCCGAUUGGCUGAAUGUGCUUCAGCUGUAGCCUGUGGGGAUCGUCUCUGGGUAGAUACCUCAGGAUCUUCGCAUGUCCCGGAACUUUGCAAUCAAAAUGCAUUCUGUUGUUUUACUUAUUUAAAUCGGUAUGCGGUCUGCUUAGAUAGUUUCUCGAUGUUAUCUGCUUUGGCACUGAGACGGCUUGUGGUUAUUCGGGGCAGUAUUUGGACAGCACCACUUGGCUGUUAUCAUUCUACAAUAGUCUAUUCCUACCCUUUGAGCUUUACAAAGCCCCUAGUUACUCCUAGCUAUUUGCCAUUUACGGUAACAGAUCGCUCAAAUGUAUUCGAAUUUCACCAACCAGAUGUUCUCUCGAACCAGAAUCGUUUUCUUAGCGUUAAGGCACGAAAACCGGAACCCGAUGCACCGUUGGCAAAUGAGCCCGCCAUCAAACCCCCGCAAAAGCUGACUUUAUUGCAGCGAUUUAAAGAUGCUUAUAAGGUGUACGGAAAGGUUUUAAUCGUUGUCCAUGGUGUCACCUCGGCCGCCUGGCUCGGCGUUUUCUACCUAAUUGCUUUUAGUGGGGUCAAUAUCGCAGAUGCCUUAAAGGCUCUUAACGCACCUGAGUGGGUGUUAAGGCCCUUCGUUUCACACAGCUUGGGCAUUUGGGCCACUGCGCUGAUCCUUUACAAGCUCGCAACACCAUUCCGCUACUUUGCAACCCUAGGACUGACCCGUAGUGUCGUUCAAAGGCUCCGAAAUCGCGGUAUUAUUCCCCCAAUCGCUGAGGAAGACCGACUUAGGAAUUUGGCUCGCCAGGGAGUUCACCUGUCGCGGGUUCGAUCCGUUUUUCCCAUUCUUAGCGGUUUGAAUGUUGCCGAACUCCUACAGAACCUUCAUGUACCAGACUGGGUUUUGAAACCAUUCAACGCUGCUGGUGGUUCUGUCGGACUGUUCGCUUCGGCUUACAUACUAUAUAAGGUCGCAGCACCCAUUCGGUACGGUCUCACUCUCUGGCUGACUCCCAUCAUUGUGCACCGUCUUCGCGCCGCUGGUAGGCUGCCCCCACUCGCAGAGAGUGACCGACUGCGCAACCUUGUCCGUGAGGGGGUCACUGAAACUAAAAUCAAGCUACGUAGGACGAGACGCUCCUGGAAGUCGAAACGACCAGUCAAGAUUUUUCGAAGUAAAUAG